AUGUAUCUAGACGGUCCGGAUAUCGAUCUCCUUGACGAUGAGUUUGAGCGAAUGGCACCCCUCUUUGACUCGAGGAUGUCUGAGCUUCUCGUCUUCAGCUUCGACAAACCAGACACCCGAAUACAGCUUUCGUAGUCGAUAUACCGGCCAAUGGUGGGUGCCAAGCUUGUGGCUUCGUUUUGAGCAAAACUGAUUGAUGUCGUCCCUUUCAGCUAGCAAACCCUGGCAUUUCGAGUCCGAGGACGCUGAGCCGCUUUCGUACCUCGCUGAACUAGAUCGGACCCUCAAUGGGAUCCGAACCAAAACGUGCUGCUCUUGGCCUUGACAGUGAUGCUGCACUGUAAAUUGAGUGCCUUGAGACCUGUAUCAGCCUCCUCCGAGCUGAUAACUCAUCUCUUCCCAUUCUAGGCUUGCCGUUCAGCGUUCAGCAGGCGUAUGACGAGGCCGAUGCUCAAGCAGAGGAACGCUUGCUGCUCGACGCCAUUGAGACAGCAAAUGAAAGCUUGCCGGGUCGUGUAGGUUCAUUUAAGCAGCAAUUGUCUUCGUGCAGCAACACUAAGCGGAAUCAGCACUCUUUCACAGGCUCAAAUUCUUCGGCGCCCAUCCCUUCUGCGUCACGACUCUCGUCAGCUUGCGCUUGAUCUGAAAAGCUUGAUCCAGCACCGUCAGGCCCGUCAAUGUGCGCCCACCUCAGAGCAAUCCUACUCCAGAGAAGGCACCGCGCGUGCCCAGGAUUUCGAUCCCACAUCAACAGCACAAACAAGUGAUGCAAGAUUGUCCGAGCAUGAUGACGUGCACUCCAGAGUCCUCCGAGGCUUAGUGCAAUCAAUGGGUGCAGCCCGUCUCGAAGCUGUGUCAGGAGUUGCGAGGUCCAUUCGUUGGACAGGACAAGGGACCUUCAGUCGCUUUUCAACCGCGAACGAGAUGGACAACAUAG
This is a messenger RNA of Microbotryum saponariae, 937 nucleotides long. The record is from the annotation of a GenBank genome assembly. Lineage: Eukaryota; Fungi; Basidiomycota; Microbotryomycetes; Microbotryales; Microbotryaceae.